Parus major (Great Tit) is the source of this 3342-nucleotide messenger RNA. RefSeq names its product Fas activated serine/threonine kinase (gene FASTK). Gene Ontology annotation, molecular function: RNA binding. The transcript is spliced from 10 exons. Gene Ontology annotation, biological process: mitochondrial RNA processing; regulation of mitochondrial mRNA stability. NCBI's taxonomy places the organism in Eukaryota, Metazoa, Chordata, Aves, Passeriformes, Paridae. Gene Ontology annotation, cellular component: mitochondrial matrix; ribonucleoprotein granule. The record is from RefSeq and is a predicted model, not a curated record. Bases 137 to 2617 code for a protein of 826 amino acids.
GGCGGCGGGGCUGCGCUCCCGGGCCGUGCCCGUGUCCCGGCGGCGCUGAGCGGCGGCGGUGGCGGCGGGACCGAGCGGCCGCCAGCGCCAUGGUCCUCCGGAGCCGCGGAGCCCCCCGCGCCGCGCCGCCCCCGCCAUGCUGUGCCCGCUGCUGUGCCCAUGGCUCCGCGCUCUGACCCGGGCGGGCCCGCGGGGCCCGGCUGCCCGUGAGCGCCGCGGUGCCGCGAUGUUCCCCGCCUGCUGCUGCGCCGGCAAGGCCAGGCCGCGGCUGCUGCUGCCCCUGGACCCCUACGGCCAUGGGCUGCUGCCCGCCGUGCACCCGGACGGUGGCCGGGGCCGGGCCCACGGCAAGAGGAAGAGCUGGAACUUCAUCCAUGAGAAGAUGAGCUACGACACCUUCUUCACCAUGAAGCGGCUGAUCGAGCGCUCGCGCAGCGUGGGCGAGGUGCUCCGCUGGGUCACGCAGAACCCGGGCAAGGUGUCGGCUAGUCACUACCCCAUAGCGCUUCACAAGCUGGGGCAGCUCCUGCAGCAGCAACCGGGGCCGCCCAUGGGGGCUGGGGACAGCCGCGGGCCCGCGGGGCAGGUGCUGGAGCAGCCCGAGUUCCACGUGCUGUGCCAGGCCAUCGUCAGUGGCUGCGCCAAGUUCGACAACUUCAGCAUCGUCAACUGCCUGUACGCAGCGGCCGCGCUGGGGCUGCCCGGGGAGUCGCCGCUCGUGCGGGUGCUGGAGGACGAGUCCCGCAGCCGCCUGGGCCGCUUCAACCAGAAGGACGUGUCGAUGGUGUUCAGCAGCGUGAUGAGACUGCACCCCUCCAGCCCCCACCCCCUGGUCGAGUCCUGCCUCAGCAGCCUGGAGCGGCACCUGGAGAAGGAGCGGCACCCCCAGACCCUCUUCCUGCUGCUCUCCUACUACCGGCUGCGGGCACAGGCGCUGCAGGGCCACGCCGCCUCCGACCAGCAGCUCAUCAACAACCGCAAGAUCCUGCGCUUGGUGCGGCACACGCUGGGCCAGGUGAGCGCCAUGAGGGAGCACGAGCUGGCGCUGCUGGACGAGAUGCUGGCCCUGUGUGCCCAGGAGGCCAACAACAAGGCCCUGGAGGCCAUCUUCAGCUCCCAGCUCUUCUACGAGAACCGGCAGGAGCGCUUCAUUCGCAGCAUGGCAGAGUGGCUGCCCCGGAAGGCAGAGAACCUCACCCCCUACACCAUGGCCCUCAUCGCCAAGUACGUGGCACGGCACCGGCUGCGUGAGCCACGGCUGCUUGACACCAUCGCCAACUUCCUGCUGAAGCGCGGAGAGCAGCUCGACAGCAAGGUGAUCCAGAAGUUGGUGUUUCCCUUCAGCCGGAUGAACUACCGCCCCUCCAACCACGGCGAGCUCUUCCCCAAGCUGGAGGCCAUCUUGGAGCAGAAGGCUGGCAGCUCACCACUGGCCACCGUCAACAUCCUCAUGUCCAUGUUCCAGCUCAGCCACUUCCCACAGACUGUCCUGCACCAGGUCUUCUCCCCAGGCUUCAUCACCAACGUCAUGAGCAGCCCCUACGCGCUGAUCGUGCGCCGGUACCUGUCGCUGCUGGACGCGGCCGUGGAGCUGGAGUUCCGGGAGUACAGCGGGCCCCGCCUGGACCCGCGCUACCGCGUCCUCAUGUUCGAGCACGCCCUGACCGCUGACGAGGCCAACAGGAAGUACAGCUACAAAGGGCUGGUGGCCGAGGCGCUGCGACAGCUGGUGGGGGAGGAAUGCUACCGGCAGGACGAGGUGCUGCCCCCCGGGUACUGCACAGACUUCCUGCUGUGGAUCAACCGCUCGGGCACGGUGCUGCCUCUCUCGCGCGUUCCGGCAGCUGCCAGGGUACCCCCAGCCACGUCCCCCGUCGCCGUGUCCCUGCGCUCCAGCGUGCUCGCCCUCACCUCGGAUUUGCAGGACUUUGCCCCGUUUGCCGCAGAGACGCCGGGCAGCCCCCCGGGCCCCCGGGAGAGCGGCCGGGCCGGGCGGUUCCUGCCGGCGCUGUGCCCAGCCCCGGGGGGGCCCUGCUUCCAGCCCCCCUCGGACUAUUACUGCGGGCUGAGCAAGGAGCCGUCCCUGGCCAGCCCGGGCAGCUCCACACUCAGCAGCCCCUCCGAGUGCCUCUCGGCGCCGCCGCCCGGCACCCCCGACUGCUCCCCACGCACCUCCGCCACCUCCCUCUUCCAGUUCCCCAUCGGCAAGAUCCUGGAGGAGGAGGAGGAGGAGGAGGAGGCUGCCGGCUGCCCUGGCCAAGAACAUGGCUGUUUCCAGGGGGAACAGGCCCAGGAGCAGCCUGAGGAGCGGAGCCCCCCGGCCAGCGAGGACAGCGGGCCCCCGCCCUCGCCGUGCCGGCCCAGCCCCAAGCGGGGCCCGGACGAAGGGCCGCAGGGUGCCGAGGAGAUCCAGAGGGUGGUGCUGUCCGUCAAUGACAAGUGGCACUACUGUCAGAACUCCGACAUCCUGGUGGGCUCCCGGGCCAUGAGGGACCGGCACCUGCGGCUGCUAGGAUACUGUCUGGUGCAGCUGCCCUACACAGAGCUGGAGAAGGUGAGUGGCAUCGAGGAGGCCAAGCACUACCUGCGGCAGAAGCUGAGGGAGCUGCGCUUCUGAGGGCCGGAUCCGGGGGGUGUGGGGGGCCAGGUGGGUGCUGCCAGCCCCUUCCCCCGUGCAGGGGGAUACGGAGCUCCCCCCCAUCCUGGGGGGUCAGGGGGAUAUGGAGAUGCUCCCCAUCUUGGGGGGCCAGGCUGUGGGGCCAGGCCACGGGCACCUGCUCCUGCUGUGGGGCUGGGGGAGUGUGAGAUUUGAGAUUAUUUAUUGCCAUUAUGGGGGGCUGGGGUGUGACUUGAGGGGUGCCGGGGUGGGGGAGUUACUGGGGAAGGUCCCUCAUGGCCCCCCUGCCCCGGCUCUGCCACUUGAGCCCAGUCUGUUGCUGCAGGGGCUGGCCUGGCCCGGGCUUCCCUGGGCACCGGAGGCUGUCCCUGUGCCCCGGCACGGCUCCUGGCGUGGGGCACGGGGGGUCCGGGCUUCCCUGGGCACCGGAGGCUGUCCCUGUGCCCCCGGCACGGCUCCUGGCGUGGGGCACGGGGGGUCCGGGCUUCCCUGGGCACCGGAGGCUGUCCCUGUGCCCCGGCACGGCUCCUGGCGUGGGGCACGGGGGGUCUGGGCUUCCCUGGGCACCGGAGGCUGUCCCUGUGCCCCGGCACGGCUCCUGGCGUGGGGCACGGGGGGCCCGGGGGGCUGCAGGGAGUGGGUGUGCUCACGGGGCUGAUCCCUGGGCCUGCAGGAGGGGGGUGUUAGGGAAGGGGGAAACUUUCCAAUAAAACUGGUGAAAAGUG